Entrophospora candida is the source of this 218-nucleotide messenger RNA. The record is from the annotation of a GenBank genome assembly. NCBI's taxonomy places the organism in Eukaryota, Fungi, Glomeromycota, Glomeromycetes, Entrophosporales, Entrophosporaceae.
AUGAGAAAUGUAAUGAAUUCUUCUAUAAACUAGUAGAAGUAGAAAGAUGCAUGUUACGAAAUAAAUUAAUCAGAAGAAGAGAAAGAGGCGAUGUAUUAAAACGUAUUAAACAUGUUAAUAGUGAGGACUGGUUGCAUCCCUGGUCGCUAUAUGAAAUAGAGGAAAUGUUUGGUAGGGAUUAUGAACUUAAUAUACUUUUCGAUGAGACAGAGAUUUGA